Messenger RNA from Neoarius graeffei (lesser salmon catfish), 2880 nucleotides. Its product is annotated as tripartite motif-containing protein 16-like. The transcript has 6 exons. NCBI's taxonomy places the organism in Eukaryota, Metazoa, Chordata, Actinopteri, Siluriformes, Ariidae. Gene Ontology annotation, molecular function: zinc ion binding; protein binding. The record is from RefSeq and is a predicted model, not a curated record. The coding region runs from base 86 to 1774 and encodes 562 amino acids.
UUCACACACAGAACCAGGAAGUAACUCCUCAUUUCAAAGAAAACAAAACUGAUCUCUCUCUCUCUCUCGUUGUGAGUUCAAGAAAAUGGCCGAGGCCAGUAUUUCAGUAGAUCAGCUUUCUGUGGACCAGUUCAUGUGUCCAGUGUGUCUGGAUCUCCUGAAGGAUCCGGUGGCUAUCUCCUGUGGUCACAGUUUCUGUAAGGUGUGUAUUAAUGGCUGCUGGGAUCAGGAGGAUCAGAAGGGCGUCUACAGCUGUCCUCAGUGCAGAGACACUUUCACGACAAGGCCUGUUCUACGCAGAAACAACAUGCUGGAUGAAGUGGUGGAGAAACUGAAGAAGACUAAAGUUCAAGCUGCUUCUCCUGCUCACUGUUACGCUGGACCUGGAGAUGUGGAGUGUGAUUUCUGCACCGGGAGAAAACACAAAGCCGUCAAGUCCUGUCUGAUGUGUUUGACUUCUUAUUGUGAAACUCAUCUGAAACCUCACUAUGAAGUUUCUUCAUGGAAAAAACACACAUUAAUUGAAGCCUCAGCAAAACUCCAAGAGAAGAUCUGCUCUGAACAUAACAAGCUGAUUGAGAUCUACUGUCGUACUGAUCAAACCUGCAUCUGUUAUUUGUGUAUGAUGGAUCAUCACAAAGGUCACGACACCAUCACAGCCGCAGCAGAAAGAGCUGAGAAACAGAGUGAGUUAAAGGAGGAGCAGAUGAAAUCCCAGCAGAGAAUCCAGGAGAAGCAGAAGAAGGUGCAGGAGCUGAAACAGGCUGUGAACACUAUAAAGCUCAGUGCACAGACAGCAGUGGAGGACAGUGAGAGGAUCUUUACUGAGCUGAUCAGCUCCAUGGAGAAAAAGCGCUGGGAGGUGACGGAGCUGAUCAGAGAUCAGGAGAAGGCUGAACUGAGUCGAGCUGAACGACUCCUGGAGCAACUGGAGCAGGAGAUUGCUGAUCUUCAGAGGAGAGUCACUGAGCUGGAGCAGCUUUCACACACACACGAUCACAUCCAUUUCCUCCAGGUUUUAGCUUCUGGACGUCACUGUCCUCCAUGGAUCAGACCAAAAUUUCACACAUCCAGCGUCACUGUCCAUCAACAUCUCUCAUUUGAUGGAGUGAGGAAUUCUCUCUCAGAUCUGAAAAAGAGACUCGAGGAAUUCUGUGAGGAGGAAUUCAACAAAAUCCCUCCACAUGCUGCAGCAGUUCAGAUCAUUUCAGGACCAGAACCACAGAGCAGAGAAGACUUUCUGAAAUAUUUCUGUUAUCUGACUCUGGAUCCCAACACGGCACAUCAUCAACUCAUUCUGUCUGAGAAGAACAGAGCGGUGAGAGAGAGUGAGAGAGAGCAGCGUUACUCUGAUCAUCCAGAGAGAUUUGAUUCCUGGUGUCAGGUGUUGUGUAAGGAGAGUGUGUGUGGACGCUGUUACUGGGAGGUGGAGUGGAGCGGUGCUGGUGUGUCCAUAUCAGUCUCAUAUAAAGACAUCAGCAGGAAAGGACGGGGUAAUGAGUGUCGGUUUGGAUUCAACAAUCAGUCCUGGAGUCUGCGGUGUUCUUCUUCUUCUCUCUCUUUCUAUCACAACAACAUUAAGACUGAUCUCAGAGUUCCAUCAGCCUCCAGAAUAGGAGUGUAUGUGGAUCACAGUGCAGGAACUCUGUACUUCUACAGCGUCUCUGACACGAUGAAGCUCCUCCACAGAGUCCACACCACAUUCACUCAGACUCUAUACGCUGGGUUUGGGUUCGACUGGUUUUCUACAGUGAGAUUGUGUGAUCCAGAAUAAAAGUGUGUAGUGUUUUCUGUAAAAUUCCUGCACGUUGCCACGUUGUUGCUCAGUCGUCUGUUUCACUAGAACACAAUCCAGCUGCACAAAAACACUCAUUUUAAUAUUUAAAUUAAAACAGAUGAAUAAUUUAAAAUAAUUAAAAAGGAAAUGUUAAAAAUUAACUGUCAGACAAGAAACUCGUCAAAUUUAAAAAAGAAAAUGAUCUCAUGACCUUCGCAUUAUAAAGUUCUGUUUGUUUCAUAUUAAGCAGCGUCUCAUUAAAUAACUAAUAAACAGUAAUAAAGCCAGAACAGAACAACAUUUUAAACCUGUUCAGGUCACACUAUAUAAAAAUAAAACAUCACUUUUGGAAUGAAUUUGAUUUUUCUGCUUGUGUUCUAAGAUGUAAAAUCCACAUUCACUUUUUCAAAUCUGAAGUUGUUUCUAAACCCUGAGAUUUGAUUGUAAAACAUUGAACAAUAUUUAAACUCCAUUAGAACAUCCAGUACAUGAUCGGUUCAGGCUGCCGAUGUCGUGUUCAUCCCAUAUUCAGCCUGGAUGAUGAUUGGCCCGCAGAUAGAACCUUAUAAAUCCAGGUUUAUCUGUGAGUUUGGGAUUUUUAUUCAAAUAUUACAAUCAAAGCUUUGCAGAAUAAAAGAUAAGAGCACAGGAGAAUAAAGUUUCCCCCAGUGAUGGAGUUUCUGUGCUGAACUCAUUUUCAGACAGAAGCAAAUUCAACCUUUUCCUGAGAGUUUCAGCAGCUGGAUAAAUAUUGUUCAGUAUUUUAAACUGAAUUUCUUUCACUGUGGGUGAAAUUGGCCGUUUUGAUAACUACAGUGUGUAUUUGUUAGCGUUCCUCCAUCGUCAGUUAUUCUUACUUUUAAUUAAUUUUUUAAAUCAGGGAAUAGCUUCCAUUUUAAAACAUUUCUAAUUCCUUUGUUAUUAGAUUUUUCACCAAUUUCCACUUAACCGAUUUUCAAUUCAGGCAGUUUGACCGACACCUUUGAAUAUUCAAGGGUAUUUUUUAUCGUGAAUCUUAAGGGAGGUGGAAUAGCUCUACAAAUUUGCUUAAAUUCUCUAUAGACACAUUUUAAAUGAAACUUUUCUACAAAUGAAUUAAAUUG